Molecule: messenger RNA, 2644 nt
Organism: Dreissena polymorpha
Lineage: Eukaryota; Metazoa; Mollusca; Bivalvia; Myida; Dreissenidae
Product: acyl-CoA dehydrogenase family member 11-like
Exons: 15
Coding region: 86-1990 (634 amino acids)
Molecular function (GO): oxidoreductase activity, acting on the CH-CH group of donors
Source: RefSeq, a predicted model, not a curated record
GUCAUUGUAAACGGUAAAUAGAACGAUCUGCGGGUGUUGGUAAACAUUAUACAAUUAUACAUUGCCAGUAAUUUAACACUCUGCAAUGAAUACAAUAAGGCUGCAGAGUGUAGCAGCAGAAAGAUUUCUCUCUCCCUGCAUUCAGCGAUGUUCAUCCGUGCAAAAUCGGUCAACUAGCGGAAAACCUCAAAAAGUCAGUGAAACAUGGGAGCUAAUGGCUGAACAGAACUUCCCAUUUGCCAGAGCAAGACUGGGAACAUUUUUUCAGGAUGCCCCUAAACUUGGAAACCAGUACAUCGAAGACUCAUUACUCAGGUCAUACUUGAAACGACAUGUCCCAAAACAGGUUCUAGCAGAAAUUGAGCCAGACUUGACAAGGUUUGGUGAGAGGGUUGCCACGGAGAUGCACACCUUGGGUCUGCAGUGUGAGCAGCAGCAGCCAUACCUGGUCAAGUACUCGGCUUGGGGGGAGAGGGUUGACAGGCUGAUCACCGGGCCCGCCUGGCGUGAGAUGCACAAGAUAGCAGCACAAGAGGGACUUAUUGCUAUAGCCUACGAACGAAAACAUGCAGAGUGGAGUCGGCUGUAUGGCCUAGUGAAGAACUACCUCAACUGUCCAUCGUCUGGUUUAUACUCGUGUCCACUUGCCAUGACAGACGGAGCGGCAAAGAUUGUGGAGCGUCUGUCUAGUGAGGCCCCAUGGUUGAAAGAACGGGCCUUCCCCCAUCUGCUGUCCCGAGACCCGGACAAGUUCUGGACAUCUGGGCAGUGGAUGACCGAGAAACGUGGCGGGUCAGACGUAGCGGGUGGUACAGAGACAGUAGCGGUAGAGCAGGCAGACGGUACGUACAGGCUGUAUGGGUACAAGUGGUUCUCCUCUGCCACAGAUGCCGAUAUCACGUUCACACUUGCCAGAACUGUAGACAAGCAUGGACACACUGUACCAGGUACAAAGGGCCUGUCGCUGUUCUAUCUGGAAGUGAAGACAGACUCUGGUUCCCUGAACAACAUAGAAGUGAUACGGCUGAAAGACAAGCUGGGCACCAGACAACUUCCCACAGCAGAACUGCUGCUAGAUGGCGCUGUGGCCCACAAGGUGUCUGACGAGGGACGUGGUGUGCCUGCCAUCAGUGACAUGUUGAAGCUCACCCGGAUGCACAACUCAAUUGCUGCAGCAUCGUCAAUGAGAAGGAUGGUGAGCCUGUCUAGAGACUAUGCAACACGAAGGACUGCAUUUGGUCAGGUGUUAAGAAGAUACCCACUGCAUGUUCAGACUCUGGCCAGAAUGGAGGUUGAGGCGCGAGGUGCACUGAUCCUGUGCCUGGAGAACAUGCGCCUGCUGGGCCGGGAGGACUGUGGGGUGGCCAGCGAGGGCGACCUCAGUCUGCUGAGACUGCUUGUACCACUGUCCAAACUGUACAGCGGCAAGCAGGCCCUCCAGGUCGCUACAGAGGGACUGGAGAGUUUUGGAGGUCAAGGUUACAUUGAGGACACAGGCAUUCCUGGCAUCCUUAGAGACGCACAGGUGCUGUCUAUAUGGGAAGGUACCACUAACAUCCUAUCACUGGACGUACUGAGGGCCAUAGCCAAGUCCCAGGGCGGGGUGCUCAGUGCAUUCCUUGCGGAGAUAGAGGUCAGGAUGGGGGCUGUGAGGUCACCGGAGCUGGCUGAGGCUACAGACAAGGUAUUGAAGGCCGCUCAUCAGGUGACCCAGUUUGUACAGGAGACCUCCAAGAAAUCUGCAACACUGGAGUUGGCAGCCAGGGACCUCGCAUUCAGUCUCACACGCACUUACAUGGGAUGCUUACUAAUUGAUCAUGCAGCCAGUGAAGUGGCCACACAGCAAGACAUCUACACAGCACAAAGGUGGUGCGAAAAGGAUCUUUCCUUGGUGGUAACCAAUAGCAACCGUGGUCACUAUAGCAACGCUUCGAUCUCCAGAGACCUUGACCUUGUGUAUGAUGGCUACAUGGACAAGAGUCGAUUGUGAACUGGAAACGUACCAUAUGGCUGUAUCAGUUAAUAUUUAAUAUAUAACCUUGUUCUGAAAAAAACUGGGCCAAUGUAUGUGCAUUAAGUGUCAUCACAGAAUAGCCUGUGCAGGUCGCAUAGUUACAUGUAUAUGUGUGCGUGAACAUGUAGAUUUUGACUUGUACAUUAAAUACAGGAGUGUGACAUUCUACCCCUAUUAUGGCGCUCUUUUUGAACUCAAUUUAAAAGACAGUCUGUGAUAUUUAUAUGACUAUGGUACUAUGCAUAUUGGAAACUAAGUACUUGGUCACAUGUUGCAAAGAAACGUUGAAGUUAUGUCUUAAUUGAUAAGGUAAUUAUUUUGUUACAAGUGUAUGUUAUUAAUGUUACGGGUAUAUGAUAAGUGUUACAAUAAGAAGUUUUAUAAACACUAAAGUUUUAUAACCACAUGUGAUGCAUGUUUUCAUUAUUUAAAUGAGAUUUUGCUCUAAAUAUUUGUAGGGCCUAUCAAAGUCAUGUCAGUUAGGUAAGCACUAUUAAUGGUUAAGUCAUGUAUACUUUUAUGUAGUGUUAUUACAAUAUGCUUUCUUAGAGCCUCCAAACAGUGUUUGCGUUCAUAUUUUUAACAAACUACAGUAUUCCCAUGUGUUAAAUAAAGUGUUACUAUUUUCUA